AUGCGAGGACUCGUGUUGCAGCGCAGCCCGCCGGAAGUUAUCUCGAGCUGUCUCUACAUAUCCGAGAGCACUUCCCAGGAGUUUGGGUCAUCCACUAUGCGAUACUGGGUUACAAAAACGGACUUGGGCUUGGUCCAGUCAAGCCUCUUCUCCUUGUCCCCUCUUGCUCCGGACGAUAUUAUCAGCCCCGCAUUCAAGAUGCACGUCAACAGAAGGCACCAGCAAGAAGUAAUGGUUCACACCUCUGCUCUUAAAGCGGUUGGCUCGGACUGGAGUAGAUUCUUUGCUUUGUCGACAGAGUCUGUUGCAACGCAGAUUUCCCAAUCCUAUAUUAAGAGCACCAUAGAAAAUAAGGGCGGAGAUUCCCACGAGGCAGCACGGAAUGCCGUGCUCCUCAAGGAUCUGUGCGAGUCUGGAAAGUUCAACGUUUUUGAUAGAAGAGGAGGGGGAGGGGGAGGGGGAGGGUUAGGCUGGCUUUUCUGGGACCAAGACAUUUCCGGCGAUAUGAAUAAUGAAGGUGGCUUGAGUGCUCGAUUCGAUUGGACUCACGGCACCGCCAAAACGAUUAUCCCACCACCACACCAGCCCACCUUUGGCGUUUCGCCAAAUGAGCUCCGUCGCAUACAGCAGCUACACAUGCAUUUCGAGCUCGAGCUCGAGUCUGCCGAAGAGGAGCGCCGUGUCGUGGAUGCCAAGAUUCAACGUCUGCGGAAACAAAAGAAAUUGUGGUUGGAAAAAAUGGUGCGUGCGGUUGCACGUGGUCUCGACAAUGUGGACGAUUUGGAGCGUCUGGAGCGGGAGGAAGCGGACGAGGCUGGACGUGCUUCUGGCGUGCUUCCUACCCCUUGCGAGAACUUGGAUCCUAAUACGAUCCUCGGGGAUUCUUCUGUUCAAGCACGUAUGGCUGGCAUUACAGAAAGGAAGGGAGAAGAUGUCCGCACGGCCAUAAACAUUGCUGCGGAUGGUGACAUCCUCCUAGUUGUCGGACCAGAAAAGUUGAAGAUCAAGGUCCAGUCGCUGAUCCUCAAGGCAGUCUCGAAACCAUUCUCUGUCAUGCUAGGCCCGAACUGGAAGGAGGGUCAUCAACAACUUACAACGAGUGUACUGAAGGAACUACCACUUCCUGACGACAAUGCAGUGGGCAUGAAGUACCUCUGUGCAGUUCUGCACCAUCAAAACCAUAUGAUACCUACAGCACUGCCCGUGCACGACAUUCUGAGCAUUGGGGUCAUGGCUGAUAAGUACGAUUUUGUGGAUGCUUUCACAUUCACAAGUACUGCGUGGCUUCUUCCUGGUGACAGAAAAGCCAAUGACUUGGUGGUCCUCGCAGCUGCGGCGGCUCUUUUCCGGAAUGCGCAAUCCUUCAAAGCAACUACAAAGGCGCUGAUUCUCGACUACGGUGGUUCCUAUCUCGACCUCGUCAAUCAAGAGCUUGAGUCCGGUUUGGACUGGAGGGUAGUUUGUAGGUCAUACGAGUUGCUGCACCGCAGAACGUUGCUAACUGAGCGAGACUUUCUGGAAGAGCAAAGAAACCGUGCCAGACUGGAACUAGCAGAGAUUCUUAUCCAGGGAUUCAACAGUGGAUCGUGCUGCCACCGCUGCGGCUGGUCAAGCAAAUACGCAUAUGCAUACCUGCAGUCACUCGAGAAGGCAAAUCUCUGGCCAACCAGCAUCCGCAACAUCUCCAAGGCAAUAGAGCAGGCUGGGAAUAUGCCUCAAUCGAUUCCAACGGAACCGAGUGUUGCUUGCCAAUAUGAGCGCUAUCAUACUGUACCGCAAUAUAACCGUGAUCGCGGUGGGCGUGUAGAGCUCCUCAUGGAGCGUAUUGGGCUUUGCCUACAUUGCGUGCGAUCGGGCAGCACAAAUUCCAACUAUUGUGAGCGGACACACGAAUAA
Cordyceps militaris CM01 is the source of this 1896-nucleotide messenger RNA. RefSeq lists its product as uncharacterized. The transcript is spliced from 9 exons. The record is from RefSeq and is a predicted model, not a curated record. The coding region runs from base 1 to 1896 and encodes 631 amino acids. Lineage: Eukaryota; Fungi; Ascomycota; Sordariomycetes; Hypocreales; Cordycipitaceae.